Messenger RNA from Ostreococcus tauri, 3558 nucleotides. RefSeq names its product unnamed product. The record is from RefSeq and is a predicted model, not a curated record. Lineage: Eukaryota; Viridiplantae; Chlorophyta; Mamiellophyceae; Mamiellales; Bathycoccaceae. The transcript has a single exon. Bases 1 to 3558 code for a protein of 1185 amino acids.
AUGGCGGAUAAGCUGCGAGGGGCGUUCGCGAACGCGAAGAAUCGCGUGCAGACGGCGGUGCAGAAUCAGCGCGAGCGACGAACGGGGUCGGACGACGCGACGACGGUGCGCGCGAGCGAGGACGUUCGAGCGCUCCGGGAACAGUUGCGUGAGGCGCUGGAGCAUGGCCAGGCGCUGGAGCGCGCGCAGGCGGCGCUGAACGGGGAGAUGCGGAGACAGGCGAAUGCGAACGCCGAGCUGAAGAAGGCGGCGGAGGCGGCGCAAGGCGAAAAGGAGGAGAUACGGCAGCGAGCGGCGACCGUUUGGAGCCAGAUGACGGCGCAAAUAGAGGAACUAAAGGCCGAGCUUUCGCGGGCGCGGGCGAGGACGGAGGGUAAGGGAGGUGACGUGGACGAGGAGGCGUUGGAUGAGUUGGAGCAAAAGGCACACACCGAGGCGCGAGCGAUAAAAAAAGUGCUCCUGGAAGAAAGAGAGAAGUUCGAAAUGGAAAAGCAAACGCUCAAGGAGCGAAUUUCAGAGUUGGAGACACUUCUAGCGAGCUCGAGGGAGGGAGCGGCGCGCUCUGGUGAAUCAAGCAAGGAGACCGCCGCGAUGCACGAGGACGCUCGCGAGGCUCGAGCUCGAGUGGCACAGCUCGAAUCCUCCAUCGAAGGCGUCAAGUCAGAAUCGGAAGCGAAGGUCAAAGAACUCGAAUCUCAGGUCAAGUCGAUUCGCAUCGAGUUCGAGGCGCAAGUGGCUUCAGCGAAGACGCAACUAGCGCAGGCCCAGUCUUCAUCUGGCGCGGCGACGCAGGCGCUUGAGACUCAACUCGCAUCCAUGCAGUCCGAGCUGCAAGCCACGCAGUUGGAGCUUGAGUCGAAGAGUGCUGCUUUGGAGCAAGCCCAGUCUUCAUCCGGCGCGGCGACGCAGGCGCUUGAGACUCAACUCGCAUCCAUGCAGUCCGAGCUGCAAGCCACGCAGUUGGAGCUUGAGUCGAAGAGUGCUGCUUUGGAGCAAGCCCAGUCUUCAUCCGGCGCGGCGACGCAGGCGCUUGAGACUCAACUCGCAUCCAUGCAGUCCGAGCUGCAAGCCACGCAGUUGGAGCUUGAGUCGAAGAGUGCUGCUUUGGAGCAAGCCCAGUCUUCAUCCGGCGCGGCGACGCAGGCGCUCGAGACUCAACUCGCAUCCAUGCAGUCCGAGCUGCAAGCCACGCAGUUGGAGCUUGAGUCGAAGAGUGCUGCUUUGGAGCAAGCCCAGUCUUCAUCCGGCGCGGCGACGCAGGCGCUCGAGACUCAACUCGCAUCCAUGCAGUCCGAGCUGCAAGCCACGCAGUUGGAGCUUGAGUCGAAGAGUGCUGCUUUGGAGCAAGCCCAGUCUUCAUCCGGCGCGGCGACGCAGGCGCUCGAGACUCAACUCGCAUCCAUGCAGUCCGAGCUGCAAGCCACGCAGUUGGAGCUUGAGUCGAAGAGUGCUGCUUUGGAGCAAGCCCAGUCUUCAUCCGGCGCGGCGACGCAGGCGCUCGAGACUCAACUCGCAUCCAUGCAGUCCGAGCUGCAAGCCACGCAGUUGGAGCUUGAGUCGAAGAGUGCUGCUUUGGAGCAAGCCCAGUCUUCAUCCGGCGCGGCGACGCAGGCGCUUGAGACUCAACUCGCAUCCAUGCAGUCCGAGCUGCAAGCCACGCAGUUGGAGCUUGAGUCGAAGAGUGCUGCUUUGGAGCAAGCCCAGUCUUCAUCCGGCGCGGCGACGCAGGCGCUCGAGACUCAACUCGCAUCCAUGCAGUCCGAGCUGCAAGCCACGCAGUUGGAGCUUGAGUCGAAGAGUGCUGCUUUGGAGCAAGCCCAGUCUUCAUCCGGCGCGGCGACGCAGGCGCUUGAGACUCAACUCGCAUCCAUGCAGUCCGAGCUGCAAGCCACGCAGUUGGAGCUUGAGUCGAAGAGUGCUGCUUUGGAGCAAGCGCAAUCCUCUUUGGUGCAGGCGCGGUCUUCGUCUGGUACAGCCAUCGAAGAGCACUCGAUCACACUGGAGACCCUGAGUGAAGCUGAAGUGCGGCUUGGACAACUUCAAACUGAGCUUGACGAAGCGAACGCCACAACUAGUGCACUUCGAGGUGUGUCAGAUGAGCUCGCCGAGGAGAGAAUUCGAAACGAAGAUUUGCAAGCUCACCUAGUCACGUUGCGUUCUCUUGAAAAGAAGGAGAAAAAGAACGAGGAAGAUAUGAAGGUUGCUAGUGAAGAAAUUGCUCGUCAGAAAGCCGAGAUUGAUCGCCUUCAAACAGAGCUUAACGCCGCACGCAAAAUUCAAUCGCAGGCGGAUGCUUCGCAAGCUCUAGCGGCGCACGAUAUGGAAUCAAGAUUGAAAAAUUUACAGUCCGAGCUUGAGUCGACGAGAGCCACCAUGCAAGAGGUAGAGUCUGCAUCAUCUUCUGAUAAGCAACAGCUCGAAGCUACAAAGGCACGACUCUCAGAACAAAUCGGUGCUAACGAGCGCAUGAGGACUGAGCUGCAAGCGAAGACAGAUGCGCUCACCAGAGCGGAAUCCUCGUCUACUGCGGCUAUGGAGGAGGUGAGCGCUCAGCUAGCCUUUGCUCAGGCCGCACUAAACGCUAAGACCGAAGAACUUGAGCGAGCGAACGACGCUCGCGAGUCGAUGCAGUCCAAACUCAGCGCGCUUCAAGUCGAGCUUCAGACGAAGCAUGAUGCUCUUGAAGUCGCACAAGCUUCGUCGGGAACUGCACAUGAACUCGAGAAGGAAGUUGAAGCUAUCCGUGCAGAACUCGCCGCCGUGCGCGCACAGCUUCUCGCAAAGGAACAGAAACUUGCCUCGUUUGAGGAACAAGCGUCCAGUACGAGGAAUGAACUUCAAGAGAAGCUUGAGAAGAGUCUUAAGCACGCUCGGGAACAGAUACAACUCGUGACAGAGGCAAGCGAAACGAAGCACUCGUCGCUAGCGACUGAUCUAGAGACUCUCAAGGCGAACCUUGCAUCGGCGGAAACGCGGAAUGCGGUCAUGAACGAGGAGCUUCGGUUGACGAACGAGGCGCUAUCUCGUUCAUCCGCCGAGGUGGCCAGUAUUGUACAAAUUCAAACUCAGUUUGAACAGUUGAGCGCGCGUCACAAAGAGAGCGAGGUAGCUAGAGAACAUCUCAAGGAGUCUUUGCGCGUCGCGAACGAGCGCUUGGUCGUCUUAGAGGAGAGGUUGAAGGAAGCCGAAGAGAAUGAUGCGACGACUGCUGAGGCACUUCGCACCGCCAACGAGGAAGCGGCAAAGGCCAAGGAUAACGUCGCCUCCGUCGCCUCCGCGAGCGCCACGCAGUUCGCUCAAGAGCGUCAAAUGAUGAAAAACGCUCUGGGCGAGCUCCAGACCGAGCGCGAUAUCCUGGUGAAGAUGCUUAAGACGUUCCACUCCCAUGGUGUCAUCCACUCAACAAGCGAGACACCCCAGGACUCCGACGCGGGCAGCGCCUCCGACUUCACCAAGCGUUUCACCGAGGCCCCAUCCCUGGCGAGCGUGUUCACGCCUCGCAAACGCGCGCCGUACGUUGACACUUCCGUCCCUCCCUCCCCGGCUUCGCCCAACUAG